CAAAGCUAGCCUCAUGCCCGACUCCUCCACACUCCAUCUCUGCCUCUGAUCCGAACUCGACACAUUCUCAUUAUCUCUCACUGUUCCACAUUGAGGAAAUGAGAUAGCCCAGACUAUAGGCUGCAUCUCAGACAAGAGCAGCAGGACUCCGGCCACAUGCGUGACCCCUCCUUUGGUCAUAACCACACCCAAUUCUCCAGAAUUUACUUCUAAACCUGAAAGGCUCCCAAGGUCUAGUCACUGAUGCACAAGGAACCCGAGUCACAGCCUCUGGACGAUCCACAGGGAACAGGCCUGGUGAGGCAGAUCCCUGUUGGCUCAAGCAUGGAAAGGAUAUAUGAAAAUCUUCAGCACUUGGAGACUGAGGAGAAAAGCCAGGAGGUUAGAAAUGGGCCGCUUCCUCUCCGGUUGUUCCUGAGACAUCUCUGCUCAGGGCCCCUAAUCUUCUUGCUCUCCCUGGGACUCAGACUCCUUCUGCUGGCCGUCAUCUAUAUCAUUGGGUCCCAAUAUUCCAAGUUCCAGAGGGACCUGGUGACCCUGAGUGCGGCUUUCAGCAACUUCACGUCCAGCACUGCGGCUGAGGUCCAGGCACUGACCUCCCAGGAGAGCAGCUUACAGGAAAUGAUGACAUCUCUGAGAGCUGAUAUGGAGGGUCACAGGCAGGACCUGCAAGCAGCCCACAGCUUGAAUGACAAGGUGCUUUCUCUGGAGAGCAGGCUGGAGAAACAGGAGCAGGCGUUCAAAGCAGUUUAUUCCAAUAUGCUCCUGCAAGUCCAGCAGCUGAAGGAGGACCUGAAGUCUCUGAGUAGCCGGAUUGUUUUUCUUACACGCAAUGGCUUCAAAAUCUCCUGGUGCCCUGUUAAUUGGGUGGAGCAUGAGGGCAGCUGCUACUGGUUCUCUCGCUCUAGGAAGACCUGGUCUGAGGCGGAGAAGUACUGCCAGCUAAAGAUGUCACACCUGGUGGUCAUCAACUCCAGGGAGGAGCAGAAUUUUGUACAGGAACAUACAGGCUCUUCAUACGUCUGGAUAGGCCUCAAUGACUCUGAAGGAAUUUGGAAAUGGGUGGAUGGGACAGACUAUGAGACCAACUUCAAGAACUGGGAGCCAGGUCAACCAGAUGACUGGCAUGGGCAUGGGCUGGGUGGAGGUGAGGACUGUGCUCAUCUCCGCAUUCAUGGCAAUUGGAACGACAACGCCUGCCAGAGGCUGUACCUGUGGGUCUGUGAGGCUACCCUGGGGAAGGUCAGCUGGGAGAAUCUUUGAGCUGCUUCCAGGUGGACCACUGAGCCAUAAAAAUAGCUUGGGCUGGGAGAUUCUUUCUCAAGGUCCCAAAGAAAACCUCUCUGAAACAGGAA
Messenger RNA from Tupaia belangeri chinensis (Chinese tree shrew), 1355 nucleotides. RefSeq names its product C-type lectin domain containing 10A. The record is from RefSeq and is a predicted model, not a curated record. Bases 244 to 1263 code for a protein of 339 amino acids. The transcript has 10 exons. NCBI's taxonomy places the organism in Eukaryota, Metazoa, Chordata, Mammalia, Scandentia, Tupaiidae.